Messenger RNA from Naegleria lovaniensis, 1032 nucleotides. RefSeq lists its product as uncharacterized. The record is from RefSeq and is a predicted model, not a curated record. The transcript is spliced from 3 exons. Bases 1 to 1032 code for a protein of 343 amino acids. Lineage: Eukaryota; Heterolobosea; Eutetramitea; Acrasida; Naegleriidae.
AUGGCAGUGUUCUUCUUGGACACUAAAAAUUUUGUCUUUGGAGUGUUGUUCUUAUUUGCCUUAUUUGAGGUUCUGAUCAUUUGGAAUAUGAAAGGAACGAUGAAUGUCAGAGACAACAAACACUCAAACUAUGAAGAAUCUUGUUUAGAUAUAUUGUCUUCAUCGGAAUCAAAGGAUUACUGUAAUUGUAGCGUCAUACACCAUCGGGAAUUAGAAAACCAGGAGAAUACAAAUGCCAAGCCUUCAUCAUGUCCCUUAGAUGAGAUUUGGCAGAAGGAAAAUAAUACCAGAUUUCCAGAAAAGCAUUUUUCUCCUCACUUUUCUCAUGAAUCACAGUGGAAAGACUCCCGUGCAGUGAGAGUGUUCUCUCGAUUGCGAAUUCCUCAAGAAAUGAAAGUAUUUCGAGAAUUCAUGCUAAGCCAGAAAGAAAUUGAUUAUUAUCGAACGGUUGAGCCUGCAAAGCUCUCAUCAUCAACAGAAGAAAUAUUUUGUCGAGAACCUUCGAGGUCCUAUCUGAAAGAGCUCACAGAAAAAUGUAGAGCUGGAGCAAAGAGGUCUUUUGUUGAUGGAGGUUACUGUGCUAGGCAAAAGAGAUUUGGAAAACCUCAAAUAUCCUCAAAGAAAGUAAUCACCGUGAUUCAUAGACUUGGAGCAGGUAGUCGUGUCGUUAGUAAUCAUCGUGAUGUCAUGAACAAGGUGCAAGAGCAAUUUUCAAAAGAGCACAUUGUACAAGAAUACAUUAUUGAUCAUGAACAAUCUCAAAACAUGAUACGCAUUGCUCAGAAAUUCUUUGAGUCAGAUAUAAUUGUAUCACCACAUGGAGCAAGACCACAUGUCACUUCUAUUGUAGAACUUUCAUGGGACAACAAUUCUGAUAUGUUUCUACCAGCAGACUACAUGUGCUUUUCUAGAAAUUUGAAAAUUCGAUAUUCUGUUGUUGCUGGAAAAGGAAAACACACUUCAAUGCUUGAAAUUCCUGAUGAUGUUGUAACUGCAAUUCGAGAUCAUCUUGAACACUUGCCAAAACGGUGA